AUGCCUUCUGAAAUUUGUCCAAAAUGUCAAAAAGCUGUUUAUGCUGCAGAAAGAAAAAUAGCCGGUGGUAAAGCAUGGCAUAGUAUGUGUUUAAAAUGUGGUUUGUGCAAUAAAAUGUUAGACAGUACUACAGUGGCUGAACAUGAAGGAGAAGUAUUUUGUAAAACUUGCCAUGGUCGUAAAUUUGGUCCUAAAGGUUAUGGAUUCGGUGGAGGUUCUGGAGCACUGAAUAUGGAUACCGGAACUCAUGUUGGUAAUAAAGAAACAGAAAUGUCAAAUAAACCAACAGCUGGCGCAAUGGGUGGUAAAGUUAUACCUCCGGAAGAAGGUGGUUGCCCACGUUGUGGUAAACGAGUAUAUGAUGCCGAAAAAGCUAUUGGAUGUCCAAGUGGACUCAACUUUCAUAAAGCAUGUUUCCGAUGUAAAGUAUGCGGGAAAUCACUUGAUUCAACCACCUUGUGUACUCAAAAGGAAGAAAAAGAAAUUUAUUGUAAAGCUUGUUAUGGAAAAAAUUUCGGACCAAAAGGUUUUGGUUUUGGACAAGGUGCUGGUGCAUUAAAUAUGGGUUGA
Schistosoma guineensis is the source of this 570-nucleotide messenger RNA. The record is from the annotation of a GenBank genome assembly. Lineage: Eukaryota; Metazoa; Platyhelminthes; Trematoda; Strigeidida; Schistosomatidae.